AUGCCACGAUCAUCUAAAUCAAAAAUCAAAAAAACGUCGCCACCACCACCAGGUUACGACAAAAUCGCCCCCACGAUAUUCAAAUACAAGCAAAAACUAAAAUCAGCAACGACCAACACCAGUACCACCCCCAACACAACAUCAACCGCCCCAGGAACCAAACCCACUUCGCUAUGGCCCAUAUACAAAAUAACCCACGACGUAACCAGAUACGUCCACGACCUCUACGCCAGGUCCAAAAUUAGUGACGAGUUGUAUACAUGGUUAACACUACAGGAUUACGUUGAUGCUUCAUUGAUUUCGAAAUGGAAUAAACGAGGGUAUGAAAAACUAUGUUGUACUCAAUGCAUAAACGCUGGUGGUGCGGGAAGAGGAGGAGGUACGUGUAUUUGUCGAGUUCCCAAAGUGGAAUUGUUGAAACGGGGCCAGGACGAUAAAGUCGAUGUUGAGUGCGUCACUUGUGGAUGUCGCGGGUGUGCUUCGAGUGAUUGA
Lodderomyces margitis is the source of this 492-nucleotide messenger RNA. It is a transcript of the gene BUD31, whose product is annotated as U2 snRNP complex subunit. NCBI's taxonomy places the organism in Eukaryota, Fungi, Ascomycota, Pichiomycetes, Serinales, Debaryomycetaceae. Gene Ontology annotation, biological process: mRNA splicing, via spliceosome. The transcript has a single exon. Gene Ontology annotation, cellular component: spliceosomal complex; nucleus. The record is from RefSeq and is a predicted model, not a curated record. The coding region runs from base 1 to 492 and encodes 163 amino acids.